AUAUUGCAACUUAGUCCCUAACAUAUUAAUAUUAUUUUUAAAAUGUAAUGUUUAUAAACAAAAUCAAUUAAAUUAAAACAAAUUAAUCAACUCAACAAAUUAAUCAACUCAACAAAUUAAUCAACUCAUCUCCAUCUCCCUCACUUCAUCAUCGUGAACAGACGUUGAAAAUAAAAAUUCUUCAUCAUCUCAUCUUGGCAUUUUUUUCCCAACUACAAACUCAACACAACAGUUAUCGUCUCAUCUUAGCAUUUUUUCCCAACACUGCAAACUCAACACAACAGUAAUCGUCCCAUUCACAGGUUCGUCAAACGUAACAGGACCACAAAUCUGUUUGUGUUCGUAUUGAGCACGCUGCUGCAAAGGUGUACCAUGGAAAACACCGACCAUUAUGAUUCCAACUACUAUCGAUACCGUGACAGUGGAACAUCUGAUUCUGAAUCGGAGAAUGACAGUAAUUCGGUGUCCAGUGCGUACCAAAGUUCAAGUGAUGGCGAUGGCGAUGGUGAUAGUCACAAUGAAAAAUUCCAUGAAUUUGAUGCAGUUGUAGGUGAUAGAAUACUGAAAAUUGAUGCCCUUACUGCUGAUGAAAUUCGUGCUAUGGAAUUCGGUACAGUUGAUGAAGCUAAUUUGUUUUAUUUCAAGUAUGCUAAAUGUAAAGGGUUUGCCAUUAGGAAAAGUGAUGUUAGGAGAAGAUCGACUGGGGGUGGACAAACAAUUAUAAUGAGGCAGUUUGUAUGCAAUAAACGCGGUCUAAGAGAUACAAAACACUUAAGGAGGCUUGAUAGAAAAAGAGAACACAGACCUACGACCCGCACUAAUUGUCCCGCUAGGCUUCGUGUGCAUUACAACCCCCAGAAGGGUAGUUAUGUAGUGUCAUGUUUUGAAGAGGCUCACAACCAUGAAUUAACACCAUCUAGGUUUAUCCACUUACACCCCAUUUAUCUCAAAUGGAAUUAG
Molecule: messenger RNA, 960 nt
Organism: Vicia villosa (hairy vetch)
Lineage: Eukaryota; Viridiplantae; Streptophyta; Magnoliopsida; Fabales; Fabaceae
Product: protein FAR1-RELATED SEQUENCE 5-like
Exons: 3
Coding region: 373-960 (195 amino acids)
Source: RefSeq, a predicted model, not a curated record